AUGUUGACUCCGUCGAAGCUGAAGAGCUGCAACGUUACCAACGGCAGCUCCAGCCACCACCACCAUCACCACCACUAUCAUCACAUGACGCAGUGCGAUGUCCUCGCACGGCCUUCCUUCCAUCAUCGACCACGUCAUCAACGGCGGCAGCAGCAGCAGCAGCAGCAGCAGCAACAACAACUACUACUAUCACAACAACUAAGCCAACAGAAACAACAACUGCAGCAGGAGCAGCAGCACCAGCACCAGCAACAACAACAACAACACAAACAGCAACGGAAACAACAACAACAACAGCAACAACAACAACAACAACAACGACGACGAUUACUAGCAACAUCAUCAACCACAAACACUGGCAUGGGCGAACGGUUGGCGGCGUCGUAGUAGUCGUAGUGUGCUAGUAGAGCUAGUAGCGGCAUCCCGUUUAGAUAGGCAAUUGUUUAGUGUGUUUAGACGAAUUCGGGCGACGAGGACAGGAAGCAGCAGCAGCAGCAACAGCAGCAACAGCUGCUAGAAAGCCAUAGAAGUCGUUGGUGGCGUCCAGUUUCCUACCAGCUAAAAUACCAGCUCCAACAACCGUCCUGCCACGUGU
This is a messenger RNA of Anopheles darlingi, 595 nucleotides long. RefSeq names its product ataxin-8-like. Lineage: Eukaryota; Metazoa; Arthropoda; Insecta; Diptera; Culicidae. The record is from RefSeq and is a predicted model, not a curated record. Bases 1 to 387 code for a protein of 128 amino acids. The transcript has 3 exons.